AUGGCUGCUGCCGGGAGAGGGUUCUCCGAUCCCCCAGCCGGUACCAAGCUGGCGUGGGUGCCGAUGGUAGAGGAUGUGUUUAACAAGCUCGUUGCGCGGUUUGACACGGAGUCCUGCGGCGGCGGUUUGAGGUGGCAAGUCCCCUUUGCUAAUCGGGGAUAUGAACACAAGGAUGCUCUUCCCGACGGCUUGUUCUUCAGUCUCGGCGCCCGACUUGCCCGAUACACUGGCAACAAGACGUAUGCGGAAUGGGCAGACAGGGCGUGGGAUUGGGUCGAGGGCAUCGGGUUCGUCGACAACCAGACACAUGCCGUGCACCAUGGGGCAAAGACGGACAGCAACUGUAAACGCACGUCAAAGGCCGAAAUCACCGCAAACAACGCCAUCUUCGUUCUGGGUGCUUCAUGCAUGUACAACCAGCGUGGGCUUCACAACUUCUUCCCUUACAACGUUGCGUAUGAAGCGGCUUGCGGAAAGGAGAAGGAAUGCCUGGCGGAAAUAACUUUCUUCAAGGGCCUGAUGCACCAGGGGUGGACGGCCUCGACCCAGGUCGCGCCCUUUAUAUCGGAAACUGUCCUCCCCGUGCUGAGGAGCUCUGCUGCGGCGGCCGUGAAGCAGUGCACGGGGGAGGGCGAGGGCGAAGCUGAUGGUCGGCUCUGUAGGAGUUUUUGGGCUCGGGAGGGCUCUGAUGGCAGGACUGGCGUCGGUGAGCAGAUGAGUGCGUUGGCGGCCGUUACGGGAUUACUUGUUAGUAAAAAGGCAGGCCCGCACACGGCAAAGUCGGGGAAGGGUUCUGGAGGAAGCGAUAACGGUGGGAACGGAGGGGCUGGAGGAGAUGGGAAGGCUGACAACGGGACCUCGAGUGGUGGGAAGAAUGGAAAGGAUUCGGCGGCUGGCAAGAUUGACCGUGGCGUGCUUGGCAUCACGGUGAUUGCUACUGGACGCUAUGUUUUAAUUGCGUGGUAUGAGGUUCUGUCAUAUAGGAGUGUAUCAAGUGUGGUCAGCAACCCAGUGUGCGGCAACCGACCAUGUCAAGCGUUGAAGCAACAGAGCGAUUCAAGCAAAAAGCCGUACAAGUUGCCGUAUGAGUUUGCAAGCCCCAAUGCCACGAAGCAGAUUUUGCUGCGCACAUAG
Metarhizium acridum CQMa 102 is the source of this 1134-nucleotide messenger RNA. RefSeq lists its product as uncharacterized. Gene Ontology annotation, molecular function: mannan endo-1,6-alpha-mannosidase activity. Gene Ontology annotation, biological process: carbohydrate catabolic process; fungal-type cell wall biogenesis. NCBI's taxonomy places the organism in Eukaryota, Fungi, Ascomycota, Sordariomycetes, Hypocreales, Clavicipitaceae. The record is from RefSeq and is a predicted model, not a curated record.